GACAUCGCCAGCUUUCGAUCCCAAGCCGAAACGCCGCAUUCUGCGCAUGGCGUGGAUGGCUGUGGGGCCAUGCUUACGGUGUGCCACACAGCUCGAGUGGCGCUGCGCGUGCCAAAGGUGCAGGGAUCUGCCCCAAGCCAGGGUCGCUGCGAGACCUGCGGCGGGGAGGCGCACUUGGGCCUCCCAGAGGUGGGCCCAGAGGACGUCUUGGGCAUUGUCUCCAGCAGCCCACUGGCGACGCAGUGGCGUGAGGUGUUGCUGGAGGCAGAUCUCGAGGAGCGGCCCUCUUUGGCGCCGCUGCGGGUCUGCGCCUCCUUGGAGGCUCUCCCGAGCCCCCCGCUGAACCGGAAAAUCGGCGCCUCUGCGGAGGAGGAGAAGGCGGAGCUGGAGCUCCGAGUGGUUGCAGACCCGCUGGCGCUCGCGCAGCGCGCGCGGCUCGCCAUCUACCCCCCCUGGCGUCUGGGGCCGCACCUGCGCUUCUCCUGGCGCCUGGAAGCGCGAGAGGAAACCCCUCCGGCAGUGCCGGCGCCCGAGCUAAGGCAGAAGCCCAGGCGCCCACGGGCCCUCACGGGCAUCGGAGGUGUCAGCGGCGGCUUCGGCGGCGGCUCCGACAGCAGCUUCGAUGUUCACAUGGACCCGGAGCUUCUUGAGACGCAGGCGGCGCCGCAGCCGUUCCAACUGCUUUCCCACCUGGAGGAGGCGGAGGCGCCGGAAGGCCUGCAGCUGCCGCUGCGGGCGCAUCAGCUGCAGUCCCUGGCCUGGAUGCAGGCCUGCGAGGGCGAGCGGGAGCCGCUUCUGCUGGGCGCCAGCCGCGAGUUUCUGCCUGCCCUGCAGCCACCACACGCGGCGCAGCAGGCACUGGUGGAGGCGGUAAAAUGCCGUGCCGUGGCGCGGGUGCAGCGGGCCUUCGAGGUGCGGGGCGGCGUGCUGGCGGACCAGGUGGGCUCCGGCAAGACGGCGGUGACCCUGGCUCUCGUUGUCUCCGAUCGCAACAGCCACCAGGCCUCGCGGACAUUGGUGCUGGCGCCGGGGCGCUUGCUGCAGCAGUGGCAGCAUGAGGCCUGGAAGUUCCUGGACCGCGGCAUGCAGGUCUUGGACGAGGAUCUGCGUGUUGCGCCCGUGGAGCCAGGUGAACCCCAACUGCUGGUGGCUCCGGUGGAGCUGCUGUCCUCAAAGCGGCGGCUGGAGGAGGACAGCUUCGCCACCAGACUUCGACGGCUGCAGCUGUCGCGCCUGGUGGUGGACGAGUUCCACGAGCUCAGCGACGGCGCUCUGGCGCAGCUGCGGCCGCCGUCGCCGGCGACGGCGCCCAUGGCACUGUGGGGCUUGACGGGGACCCCGGCGCUGGAGGGCUUCGGCUCUGUGGCGCGGCUGGCGCAGGUCUUCGCUGUGGAGCUGGGGGUCUUCCGGCGGCAGCUGGACGCCGCGGCGCUGGCGCAGAAGGCGCUGGACUACUUGGCCCGGGCCCAGGGCGCCGGCUGCCGCCUCACCAGCCACCCGGUGCACGAGGAGCUGGUCACGCUGCACCACACCCCGGCGGAGCGGGCGCUCUACGCGCAGCACGCGGCGGAGGCGCGGAAGGGGCGCCUGGCUGCUCCGGAGCUGCUGCAGCUGUGCUCCCACUUCCACCUGACGGAGAAGGACACCGACGCGGAGGCGGAGAGUGCACAGCUGCUGCGGGCGCGGCAGGAUGCGAAGGCAACGGCCAAGGAGUGGCUGGCUCUGGCCGCUGCCAAAGUGGCGCAACAAGUGCCAAGGAUGAUCAAAGCGGCAGAGAGCGAGGUGCUGGCGGAGCAAUACGCCCAGCUGCUGGCGGAGGUGGGGACAGCUCCUCACGCCGAGCACGCGCAGCUGGCCGGCGCCCGGGCGGCCGGGGCGCGGCAGAACGCCGGCCGCCACGAGCGGGAGGCGGACGCCCUGAUCCUGGAGGCCAUGCGGGUUGAAGAGGCCUCGGAGGAGUCUCAGGGUGCCUCUCAGGGCGCCGAAGUCUUCGGCGAUGGCUUGGAGCUGCUGGAGGACCUGAAGCAGGCCAAGGAGGCCUUCAGGCAAAGGAGCUGCGAGGUGGCCUUCCUGAGCGCCAUGCUGGACGCGGCGGAGAACCAGAGCUUCCGGUGCCCCAUCUGCCUCAACGAGCCGGAGCCCACGGAGCGCGCCAUCCUGGCAGCGUGUGCGCACCUCUUCUGCCUGCAGUGCGCCAGCACAUUGGCCAGGAGGGGCGAGUGCGCGCUGUGCCGGCAGACCUUGCGCAAGGGCGAGGCGGCUGAGGUGGUGCGGGUCCGCGAGCCGGGAGCAGUGGAGGAGCAGCUUGAGCGGAAGCGCUGGGGCCGGUUCGGGUCCAAGAUCUUCCAAGUGGUGCGGAAGCUCCACAAAAUCGAGGAGCAGGACCCGAGGGCCCGGGCCAUCGUCUUCGUGCAGUGGGCGGCGCUGCGCCGGAAGCUGGCGGCGGCCUUCACGGAGUUCCAGGUGCCCUUCGUGUGCCUCGAGGAGGCCGCGGACGGUCGCGCUCUGAACUUCUGGGAACGGGACGAUGUGGUCGGCAGCUUCCAAAAUGCCCCGGAGGACAGCACCCAGGGGCCCAAGGUGCUGCUGCUCUCUUUGCAGGACGCAGCCUCCGGCACGAACCUUACCCGAGCGAACCACGUGCUCUUCGUGCACCCCAUGCUCGCCAAGACCUCCCGCCUCUCGGUGGCCUACGAGCAGCAGGCCCUGGGACGCUGCCUGCGACUGGGCCAGACCAGGCCAGUGUACCUCUGGCGCUUCGUGACGCUGGGGACAGCGGAGGAGGAUCUCUCGUACAGGCACCAGCAGGAGCUCUGGCGGGGCCUCUCCGACGCACCAAGACACCGCCGGGCGGCUUCGGCUUCUGCGGAAGCCGCGGCGCGGGAGCGCGAGUCUGAGUCCGACGUGGACCUCGACGACCUCUUCUGGUGAUCGUUUGGAAUUUCUCCGCGCGCGCGUGGGAUCGAGUGGUGAAACGCGCGCGCGGCGCCG
Molecule: messenger RNA, 2991 nt
Organism: Effrenium voratum
Lineage: Eukaryota; Dinophyceae; Suessiales; Symbiodiniaceae
Source: the annotation of a GenBank genome assembly